AUUUCCACCUCAAAGCGCGCCCAUGGUCUCGACUUGGUCCAUGACAGUUUGUUAAGACGAAAGCAUGGUAAUUCUACUACUGAACUGUACAGCAUCGGACGCCCUGUAAGCCGCUUAGGUAAGGAAAAUGUGGAGGCCCCGCAGACUUUUCAUUUCAAAAUCCGAUAGCACCGACAGCCGAGGGUGCAAAAGUGGACAACAUCCUUACACGCACGGGCGGAUACCACAGGGGCUGUACAGAUGCCCCAAUCUGCUGCCAAGAGUAAAAGUUGGGCCGGCUUGAAGCGUGCGAUUUGUCGUCUCUUAUUUACAUUUCAAAACCUCAUUCAUUGUCAUUGAAUAUUCCGUCUAUUCAUGCGGGGAAUUUCCUGCCUACGUCUCUUACCUACCUACCUAGGUAGGUACCUGUAGGCACACUUACACACCUUAUCCAUAGCACCUUUGGUGCCUUGGCGCUGCACCUUUCGUCGAUUUGUUUCGCCUUAUCAGGGUUAGGGGGGCGGGCACGCGACCAACUGACAGAGGGCCACCCAUCUCCCUCUGUGGCUGCAAGCCAUAUCAUGUCAUCAACGGGCGACGUACAGACAAAGUUAUCCUUCCUCAUAUCAAUCCUGGGCCAUCCAUUUUAGGUUCUUGUCAUGGCAGGAAAAGCGGAUGAUCGCGGGGCGAAUAAUGCACCUGCGCAGCCACCCUCUCCACCUCGCCCGACAUCUCCGAAGGUUGACCGAGACCAGUGUGACAAGACGCGGGAGGUCAACCAAUCCCGUGACCAUGAUCAUGAUAGUCACAGUAGAUAUGACAAGACUGGUGCUUCAUCGCCAACCACCCGAGACAGCGAUGAUGACCAGCCUGGCCAGCCGCCCAGGAAACGACAGAGAGUCAGACUCUCUUGUCUAGAGUGUAGGCGAAGAAAGCUGAGUUGCGAUCGGUCUAUGCCAUGCGAGCGUUGCAUCAGAUCUGGAACUCCUGAGAUAUGUUCUUAUGAGACUCGGCCUGGUCUCGCUCCGCCGGCAAAAAAUGGACUCAGUCAGGGGGCACUAUCCAGUUUUGAGUCUAGACUAUCUCACCCUCCGCCUCCGCCAGGAGAAUACCGCAGGGACUCUAUCCUAUCUCGAGACAAUGAUCGAAUACGUCGUCUCGAGAGCGAAGUAGCUCAGCUGAAGAACCUUCUUUUGGCCAAGGUUGGCAGCAGCUCUUUGGAUGGAACUGCCACUCUUGCAGAUGGUUCACCUGCCGAGCACUCAAAGCCGGACUACGCCUCCGAAAUAGUCCCCGGGACACCGCCUCCUCGUCCGCCGAACAACCCCGAGCAGGACAAUGCUGCUGAGGAGGAUGAACUUCGGUUCUUCCGAGGCAAGGAGUUUAAAACCCGCUAUUUUGGCCCCCACAAUGCUUACAUGGCAUUUAGCGAGCUGACAAGCCUUUAUCCUUUCAUGAAGGAGACCGCUGAUGAGUGGCUAAGCCCACUACAUAUUCCCAAGAACAAGGACCGUAAUCAGCGUAAGCUUGAUCGUGAGAGGAAGGCACAGGAGCCAGACCCGACUCUGGAGGCUUUGCUGCCGACCAAGCAGGAGACAGACAUCCUUGUUGAGGUUUACCUGGAACAAUUUGAGCAGGUGUACCGUAUCAUACACACGCCAACCUUUCGAAAAUCAUAUGCCAGGUUCUGGGAUCCAAUGCUCCCUAGAACUGCGUCAUUCACCGCUCUAGUGCUUGUCAUGAUCUCGGUGUCUUGCUGCCUGCACGGUAAUACGUCGGGGACUCUUGUGGGUUCUGUUUCUCACGCUCAUUACAUGGCAGAGAAAUGGACCAACGCUUGUGAGAACUGGCACAGGAACCAGAGCGAGAAACAUCGGAAACUUAUUCAUCUCCAGAUAGCGUGCCUCAUUCACCUUUCAAAGAGAGUGAAUAUCUUGAAGAAGAAGCGCUUCUGGAAAUCCGCUGGAGCGUUGGUUCAAGAUGGAAUUUCUGUGGGUUUGCACCGCGAUCCUGGCCAUGUUAGCGAUAAAAUCUCUGUUUACAACCAGGAAAUGCGGCGGCGGCUUUGGGCAACCAUCCAGGAGUUUGACCUUCAGGCAUCUUUCGACCAUGGCCUUCCCAGCCUGCUCAGCUCGCUGCAUUUUGACAUUACGCCGCCUAGAAACAUUGAUGACGAGGAGUUUGAUGAGGAUGUCAAAUCACUGCCCAAAUCCAAGCCACCUAAUGUCUAUACGUUUUCCUCGUUUCAACACCUGAGCCGCCAAAGCCUGCCACUUCGGCUUGAGCUUAGCCGUGUGCUGACUGGGUCCCCGGAAGAACUGGACUAUGAGCGUGUCAUUAGGUAUACCAAUGAGAUAACCCAGGAGAUCGACUCGUUGCCAUCCUGGGAUCUCAUGGCUGCACCUACGUUGGGACCUGGUGCAGCUCCUGGCAGCAGCUUGAGCAGUCAGAUUUCCGUUUCAAGUCGCCGGCCACUGCUUGCAUACACGCUCCUGCAUAUACAGCUGCGGCAAUACAUCAUACCGCUACACCAACCAUACCUACGCCUCAGAAAGACAAACUCCAAGUAUCAAUACUCUGAAAUUGUUUACUACAAUGCUGCCAGAGAUAUGGUAUUGCUGCACGAUAAGUUGACUGAGCAGGGAGUCCGGACGCUCAGCUUCCUUAGAGAGGACGCAUUGACACUGUCCAUCAAUCUCUGUAGUGUGACCAUGCUGCAGCCAAGAGGUUCAACCAAUAUGGUCAUGGUCAAUUCAGAACACACCCUCCGACUUCUUGAAAAGUGUCUCGCUAUGAAGGAAGACCGCGUGCUUCGGUGUGGAAAUCAUGAACCGUGGGCCUAUUCUAUCAUGUGUGCUGCCUAUGGGCUUCUCGAGGCGCACUUGGGAGUCAAAACAGCCGAGGUGGCCAAGGCAGGAGCAGCGGAGCGGUUCGUGAAUCUACACUAUCGGCUAGUCAAGGGUGAAAACCCACCUGCAUCAUCGAUGCAAUCAAUUCUGUCAAACAGAGCUGCUCUGCAACAACCGCAGAACUAUGAGGGCCGGGAGAGGCAAAAGUCCAUUACGCCUUUUGCUAUUCCCAGCUCUCAAGGCUCGGCGAUGAAUGGAGUUCACCCUGGAGAGGCUCCGCCGACUCCGUGGUGGCUUAACCCCGUGGUUGAUCCAAGUAUACCUGCACUUCCACAGUCGUCAUUCAAUCCGGAAUUUAAUCUUGAGAACCUCGGCCUUAAUUUGAAUGAUCUUUGGAGUGAUGCUACAUUGGGAUUCUCCAACUGAAAGGGUACAGAUAUGUACCUAUCUGCUUGUGAUUCGAACAUAAUAUCAAGCCCGAUGAGGUGUCAGACAAAGACGCGAACAACAUCAAAUGUACGAUUAUCAUGAUUAACUACUACCAACGGCACACAACCAGUGCCCUCUGGGGCUUAUUUAAGAUCAAUUAUAUUAAUUCUACCUUGAACAACAAACAACUCGCAACAUUGCCGCCAAGUGCCAUCCUGAGUUACUUUUGUACGCUUUCCGA
Molecule: messenger RNA, 3498 nt
Organism: Pyricularia grisea
Lineage: Eukaryota; Fungi; Ascomycota; Sordariomycetes; Magnaporthales; Pyriculariaceae
Exons: 5
Coding region: 639-3254 (871 amino acids)
Biological process (GO): regulation of transcription by RNA polymerase II; DNA-templated transcription
Cellular component (GO): nucleus
Molecular function (GO): DNA-binding transcription activator activity, RNA polymerase II-specific; RNA polymerase II cis-regulatory region sequence-specific DNA binding; zinc ion binding
Source: RefSeq, a predicted model, not a curated record